Messenger RNA from Dermacentor andersoni, 2683 nucleotides. RefSeq names its product vitamin D 25-hydroxylase-like. Gene Ontology annotation, biological process: xenobiotic metabolic process. The record is from RefSeq and is a predicted model, not a curated record. Gene Ontology annotation, cellular component: intracellular membrane-bounded organelle; cytoplasm. Gene Ontology annotation, molecular function: iron ion binding; oxidoreductase activity, acting on paired donors, with incorporation or reduction of molecular oxygen, reduced flavin or flavoprotein as one donor, and incorporation of one atom of oxygen; heme binding. NCBI's taxonomy places the organism in Eukaryota, Metazoa, Arthropoda, Arachnida, Ixodida, Ixodidae.
AUGGACUUUGUGUGGGAGGCAACGGCUGCAUGCUCAUUGGCGGUCAUCCUGGCAUCAGCGCUAUUUACGUGGCACCGUCGCUACACUGUGAAAGCGAACAGUGCACAAGGGCCACGCCUUCCGCCAGGUCCAGGAGGUUUGCCACUGAUUGGGGACGUCACUACCCUCUUGGGCAACUUGACUCCACAGAAAGCACUCUCCUGGUCGCAGGCGCACGGACCUGUGAUAAGAAUUAAGGCAGGCUUUGCAGAAUACAUAAUACUGAACGACUUGGACUCCAUAAGAAGUUUCCUAAACCAUAAGGACAUACUGUAUCGGUCCCGAAGCUUUAUCUUUAGUGACUCCGUGGACAUAGGUUUUGCAAGGUACGGAGGUAAGCUUUGGGAUGACAAUCGCCGUUUCUCAGUGAAGGCACUCCGCAAUCUCGGAUUUGGGAAAGCUACGAUGAAAGAAGCUAUCGCAGAAGGAUGCGACCGCCUUGUCAACCGGAUUGCCAAGGCAGAAGGGAACCCUGUUGACCUCUCCGAGCUGAUCCUGGCAAGCGCCUCGGAUAAUGUAGGCCUGUUUAUCUUUGGUCGGCGCUACAAGUUCGGCAACCACGAGCACAGGAACCUGAGGACAGCGCUGCGGGGCGAGUUUAUGGCAAGCCGAGACCCGAGCGCUUUGGAUUCGCUGCCUGCUUUCGUCACAACGCUGGCGAGGCUGGUGCCAUUCACACGAGCGGCCAACUUGGUCGUGGCUGUGAAGUCUAUUCAGAAAUUUGUCAGGUGGGGCUGGUUCUGUUUCUCCAAUAAUCGCCACCUUCCGGAUCAUUUGGACACAUACAGGGACGGAGACGAUCGCGAUUUUAUGGACGCUUACCUCAAAAAGUGCGGUGAAGCCGACAAGUGCAAGUCUACUUAUCCCAUGUCCUCCCUAAUUGGAAACGCUGGAAGCUUGGUGUUGGCAGGAGCCAACACAGUGUCCGCGGUGCUCAUGAGGCUGCUGCUUUUGCUCGCCACCCACGCCGAGACGGUGCAGGAUCGCAUCCAUCGUGAGAUUGACCAGUUAAUGGGCAGCGAACGUCAGCCGACAUGGGAGGACAGGCGCUCGACGCCCUACACGGUUGCCACAAUCUUGGAGGCACACAGAUGGCACCCGCUUCUUCCUUUUGGAGUGGCCAGGCGUGCAUACCAGGACGUCGUCAUAGGCGAAUACUUCGUGCCCAAAGACACAACCACCAUAGCAAACAUCUGGGCAGUGCACAAUGAUCCCACGUUCUGGAUUGAGCCCGAAAAGUUUGAUCCGGCUCGCUUUCUCAACAACGAUGGCUCGCUGGCAUGGGAGAAGGCAGAAAGAGUGAUCCCUUUCUCUGUUGGAAAAAGAAUGUGCCCUGCCGAGAUUUUUGCUUCAGUUGAAAUCUACGUUUACCUGACGCGGCUGAUGCAGAAGUUCUUCAUACUUCCGGAAGAAGGUGCCGUGUUUGACGUGAACAUUCCUGACACCCUUAUGAUGCAGCCAGGACGCCUCAGGUUCCGCUGCAUACCACGAGCACCUUCCUUGCCUUGAUUCCAUCACCGAUUUGAGACUGAGAACUGAGCACCGAAGGCUCCCAUUCACGAGAAUGGUGACCUACUACGCGGAAUUCUUGUUCAUCGUAUUCGCGUUUAACUUAUCUUCUAUUCAGGUGACUUUUCCAUCUACUAACUCUGGCCUGCAUUUACAAAAAGGUUGUUAGGACUGAACUGUUCGUAAGGAGGGUGGCAGCCAAAUGUGAUGUCAGACAUAGUAAUGCUAAUAGUAUUCUGUGGGAACUUCGCCAGGUUUGCACUUUGCACCUAACCUCGGUGACAUACUGAGUGACCCAAGUUCUCUACUAGCUUGGGUCUCUAGGUAUGGUCUAGCCGCUGUCUUGCCGAGGAGACAUGAAUCACUGAAUGUGCCCGAAUAGACAAACUCCCUCUGGCCACUGUCUGGCUACGACAGCAUGGGUCAGUGGGCACGUGCCCGCACACGCAACUUCGGCACUGAGUAUGAGACAUCAACAUGUCACCAUGCUUGACCAAUUUCCAGAAUCAAUGUGCCAAGGUGACAAAGGGGUAUGUAGCCUCAAAUCCAUUCAAGCGACAGCGUCCCAUCUACAACAUACACCUCCUAGCAGAGCGCGGCCGCUUGAUGCAUUUCCAUUGCAACACAUUUGGAGCCGAGAUGCCAGGAAUUUGUGGAUAGUGAAAGUUGCUACGGAGAUUGUGCUGGUGUGCAUUGAUUACAGCAGAGUAUACUGUCUCGUGGUAUCUUUCGACAUUGUGGUUAGCACCAAGACUGCCAGUUUUAUAGACUGCUGAUGGGCCCGUAAGAUUGCGCGACUUACGGAUGGCAUGGGGAUAUGACUUCAGGGUGCGAUUGUUAUCAAAAUAUUGAUCGUGACAUAUAGAACACAUCAUCAGCGAUUACCCACCUAUCAUGAGAAAUAUUGCUAAUUGUAAUAACGUCGCCAGUAACUUCCGAGGAAUCUUUCUUUUCUUCAUUAGCUAAGGCAGCCCUCCAAUGCUCAUGAGCGUCCAAGGGCAAAACCUCGGCCCAAGCUGUGUUAAAUAAAGCGCUACAAACGCGAAAUCUAUAAGGAAUGGUAAAGAUUCUCAACUCAUGGCAACUCACGUGCUAAGGAACAGAAGCAAGCGAUUAUGCAGCUCUUAACAAUGAU